CCGGGAUCGAGUCACCUGACCCAGUUCCCGUCACAUGACCGUGCUCCUCUUGUCAGCCGUAGCAGUGCAGCGGAGAGGUCACGGGUGUGAGGAUCCUGCCGUCUGCCCGCUCCUGGCGCCGAGCCUGUGGUGGAGGACACGUUCAUUUUUACCAGCACCGCCAGAAUCCUGAUCCUCCUGCUUGUUACUUGUUAGAGGAACAGAAACGUGAAGAUGGACAUCAGAGGUGCUGUGGAUGCGGCUGUCCCAACAAACGUUAUUGCAGCCAAAGCCGCAGAGGUUCGCGCUAACAAAGUGAACUGGCAGUCCUAUCUACAAGGUCAGAUGAUUUCAGGAGAAGACUGUGAAUUUAUCCUGAGGUUUGAAAAGUCCAAUUCAGAAGAGAAAAAAGCCAUAUUAACCAAUGAAGGCAAUCAGUGUGCUAAAACCUUUAUCAACUUGAUGACCCACAUCUCCAAGGAACAAACCGUCCAGUAUAUUUUAACUAUGGUGGAUGAUAUGCUUCAGGAAAAUCAUCAACGUGUCAGUAUAUUCUUUGACUAUGCCCGCCGUGGGAAGAACACCGCAUGGUCCUACUUUCUGCCGAUGUUAAAUCGCCAGGAUCUCUUCACUGUCCACAUGGCAGCGCGUAUAAUUGCUAAAUUGGCAGCCUGGGGGAAAGAAUUAAUGGAAGGCAGCGAUUUGAAUUACUACUUCAACUGGAUUAAAACUCAGCUGAGCUCCCAGAAAUCACGAGGAAGUGGAGGCGCUAUGGAAACAGGAACAGUUUCUCCUAGUGAUAGCUCCCAGUACGUGCAGUGUGUUGCUGGAUGCCUUCAGCUGAUGCUUAGGGUUAAUGAGUAUCGUUUCGCGUGGGUGGAAGCAGAUGGUGUCACUUGCAUAAUGUCUGUACUGCAUAAUAAAUGUGGAUUUCAACUUCAGUAUCAAAUGAUCUUCUCAAUAUGGCUCCUUGCCUUCAGUCCACAAAUGUGCGAAUACCUGCGAAGGUAUAACAUUGUGCCAGUAUUGUCUGAUAUCCUCCAGGAGUCUGUCAAAGAGAAAGUGACUAGGAUUAUCCUUGCAGCUUUUAAGAAUCUGCUAGAAAAAUCCACUGAAAGAGAAACUCGUCAGGAGUAUGCCCUGGCCAUGAUCCAGUGCAAAGUUCUGAAGCAACUGGAAAACUUGGAGCAGCAGAAAUAUGAUGAUGAAGAUAUAGUUGAUGAUAUCAAAUUCCUCUUGGAAAAACUCGGAGAAAGUGUGCAAGAUUUAAGCUCUUUUGAUGAGUACAGUUCUGAACUGAAGUCUGGAAGAUUGGAAUGGAGCCCAGUCCACAAAUCUGAGAAGUUUUGGAGAGAGAACGCUGCAAGACUAAAUGAAAAGAACUAUGAGCUCUUGAAAAUCCUAACAAAGCUUUUGGAAGUCUCUGAUGACCCACAAGUCCUUGCUGUGGCUGCCCAUGAUGUCGGAGAAUACGUACGACAUUACCCAAGAGGAAAGAGGGUGAUUGAGCAGUUGGGUGGGAAGCAGCUGGUAAUGAACCACAUGCAUCAUGAAGACCAACAGGUUCGCUACAAUGCUUUGCUAGCAGUUCAGAAAUUGAUGGUCCAUAAUUGGGAAUAUCUGGGAAAACAGCUACAGUCAGAGCAACCCCCAGCAGUGACUGCCAGAAGUUAAAUCUUUUCAUUGAUGUGCUGCAGCAUCCAUGCUUUGCUUCUGUAUCUCCCAUCCAUGUUUUUUUUGUUUUUAAAGACUCGCUUUGUGUUGUUUGUUCUCCUUGCCCAUUAUAAUCCAUGUUUUAGUGAAGUAUAAAUGUGAAACUGUUUUAGUGUGUUGCAGUUCACUAUACAUGGGGGUUGGAGAGACUACAAUUGCACAGGCUCAAGAUGCAGAACUAAAGAACAGUAUGUAGUCUU
Bufo bufo (common toad) is the source of this 1892-nucleotide messenger RNA. It is a transcript of the gene ATP6V1H, whose product is annotated as ATPase H+ transporting V1 subunit H. Gene Ontology annotation, biological process: proton transmembrane transport. The transcript is spliced from 15 exons. Gene Ontology annotation, molecular function: proton-transporting ATPase activity, rotational mechanism. The record is from RefSeq and is a predicted model, not a curated record. The coding region runs from base 214 to 1653 and encodes 479 amino acids. Lineage: Eukaryota; Metazoa; Chordata; Amphibia; Anura; Bufonidae. Gene Ontology annotation, cellular component: vacuolar proton-transporting V-type ATPase, V1 domain; lysosomal membrane.